AUGCCGACUUGCACCAUGUAGCUUGUAAUAUAGUAAAAAAACCUGGCAACAUUUAUUACCUUUAUAAACGGGAGAGUGGUCAGCAGUAUUUUUCUAUUAUUUCUCCAAAGGUUGCUGGGAGAGACAACAGUGUCACAGGACCGUGCAGCUCCACCCCUUCCCUUGCAUCUUCUCCUGUGGGGUCCUGGAAGCCAGUGCUGCUCUGACUCAGCGUUAGGGCAGGUGGGAGGAUGUGGGGCAGGUGUUAGAACCUGUGCCUGGGAACCUACCCAGUACUAACAAGCUUCUUUCUGUAGCGCAGUAUUCAUCCAGUUGCCAAAUCCAGACACCUCCGAGAGGCUCUUAGCUUCUCCCUCUCACACCUCUCCCACACCCUGGGGAUUCCUUUCACAAUGGCUCCUAGUCCGGCUACUUCCAUUCCCUUCCGUUGCUGUCCAGCGAAUGAGUCCUUGCUCCAGCCUGCCUCAUCUGUCCUGUGGUAUUACAGACCCUUCUUCCACGCUGGCUGCCAGAAUCAUAUUUCUAAACCAAACUGACCAUGUCAUCCAUACUUAAACCAACAUUCAGGACAGUGUAAAUUACUCAGCUUGCCAUUCAUCUGACAAAUACUGGGGUGGGAUGGGGUGACUUACCAUAUGCCAAAGCAGUUCUUACAGGUACAGAAAUACAGCAGUGAACCAAACAGCAAGAGCCCUGCUCUAGGGACCCGUCACACUCUGGACCCCAGCAACCCUUUACAGCCCUGUCUUCCCCAAAGUCCUUCCAGCCCACCUCUCUUGCACCAUGCACUCUGGUCUCUGCCUCUCAAGGCUUCCUUUGCUGGCCACGUUGGAGAGACCAGUACCCUCCUCCUAGAUCCCUCCAUUCCCCAAGUGGCCCACAGGGUGGCCUAGGGCUCCUCUGCAAAUUGAGGCCCCUCUUCCAGCCAGCUAGAGCCCCGCUGCCCCUCCCCUGCCCCUCCUGGAUUGUGAGCUAAGAGCCAGGGGUGAGAGGCUUGGGACCUGCGUGGCUCCCCCAGGCCUGUGGUGGCCGCCACCCACCACACAGGAAGCGGGGAAGGAGUGCGGCCCUCACCCCACCCAGGAAUGUCUGGUCCCCAGGUAAGCAUCCUGACAAAGCGCGUGACCCUCCCAAGAUUACUGUCAGCGACCAGGACCCUGUGGGCUUCAUGCUGGGCACAGGGGACCUCAGUCUCCACUCAAGUUGCUUGCCCUGCAGUAGACAAGGAAGACAAGAGAGGCGGUGCCAGUGUAGAGUGCCGAGUGUCACACGCCCCAGAUCCGUGCACCAGGUUCUUCCUGACCAACGACCAGAUCCAUCUCUAUCUGAAUGAGUUUUCCUGGAAGGACGUUACCAGUGCCUUGUCCCUGGCCAACAUGAUCCUGGGGCUCUUCUCCAUCUUCUGCAGCUUCUGCAAGAAAUGCUACAGUGCCUCCUGGAUGCUUCUGAUCAGCUUCCUAUUAGACAUGGCAGUUGGGACGAUAACCAGACACCUCAGCCUCUGCUCCAGAUCGGGGGUGGAGCUGAAUGACUUUGCUGUCUUCACCACCUUUGGCCUGGCCUCAGCCCUGCUCCUAGGCGUGGAUGGGCCUCUGAAUGCGUUCCUGGCCGUCAUCUAUGUGUUAGCUGCUACCUUCCGCCUGUGUUUUUAUUCAACUGGUGUUCCCUUCACGUACAAGGGUCUACCCUGCCGCUAUGCUUCCUGUGUUUUGGCCUCCACCUGCCUUCUGACCAAAGGCAACACGUUCAUUCUGUCUUGCAUGGCCUCACUUAUGAUUCUGUUCAUGAUGGACCAGAGCUACUAUCCAUGUGAUGAGAUCCUGGGGUCUGAGAACUGGAAAAAAUUGAUUUAUCUGGGGGGUGUCAUCAUGCUGCUUGUGUCUCCAUUCUCCCUAACUGCUUUUUACUGCCUGAUGUGGUCACUGUCCUACAUCUUCUUUCCAGAUGCUCUGUGGGGCAAGGCAGCAUGCUUCAGGCUAUAGCACCAAAGAAAGUGAACAGCUUCACCCACUCCCACUGGCCUCUGUGGGGUUUGUGCCAGCAUAUCGGGCCAAGCCUUGCCUUAUCCUCACUAAAUCUUUCUUUGUCCCUA
Molecule: messenger RNA, 2092 nt
Organism: Neofelis nebulosa (Clouded leopard)
Lineage: Eukaryota; Metazoa; Chordata; Mammalia; Carnivora; Felidae
Gene: TMEM269
Product: transmembrane protein 269
Exons: 8
Coding region: 1086-1982 (298 amino acids)
Source: RefSeq, a predicted model, not a curated record